GAAUCAAUCAGCAAACAAAAUUCUAAUUAAAAUAGAAUCCUUUUUCUCUUUCCUAUAAUUUGUUCAAAGUCUUCUCUUUUUGUUAGAUCAGAUGGAAAUAAAAAGCUCAAAUCAACAUCACAAAUAACAAACUCACAACACUAUUUGAUCCUCUCCCCCAUCUCCAAAAUUCUUUGAUCCCAUUUAUCUCUCUUUCUUUCACUCAGCUCAUCAAAGUUCCAAACCCAGAAUUUAGAGAGAGAGAGAGAACCAUGAGGACCAAAGUAGCUCAACUUAUUAGUCUAAAACUCACUCUCUCCUUAUUCUUCCUCUUCUUCCUCAUUCUCAUAAUCAGAUCAAACUUCUCUUUCACUAAUGUCUCUACUCCAGCCACCGUUGUCUCACAACAAACCCACCUCUCAAAUUCAACGGACGAUCAUGAUCACGACGAUCAAAAGACUACGUCUACAGCUGCAAACACUGACUGUGCUAACAAUAUUAAUAUUAAUGCUUCCCCAGUACAAACAUGUAACAAAACGCCGCCGUCUCUGGCCAACGCAUUGGUCCACUACGUAACGACGAACAUCACCCCACAACAGACCCUCAAAGAAAUCUCAGUCUCCAUGAGAAUCCUCGAGAAGAAGUCUCCAUGCAACUUCCUCGUCUUCGGACUAGGCCACGACAGCCUCAUGUGGAACGCCCUUAACUACGGCGGCCGCACGGUCUUUCUAGAGGAAGACAAGGCUUGGAUCGAGCAAAUCCAGCGUCGUAUACCGGGUUUGGAGUCGUAUCACGUUGAAUACGACACUAAGGUCCACCAGGCGGACGAGCUGAUGAAGAUCGGUAGUAAGGCCGGGGAUUGUCAGGUCGUCGGGGACCCACGAUUCUCCAAGUGUCAGCUUGCGCUGAAGAACUUCCCCAGUGACGUCUACGACACCGAGUGGGACCUAAUCAUGGUCGACGCGCCUACAGGGUAUGUCAUACACGCGCCGGGGAGGAUGACCGCCAUUUACACGGCGGGGCUUAUGGCGAGGAAUAGAGAGAGUGGAGAGACUGACGUGUUCGUCCACGACGUGGAUAGGCCCGUAGAGGAUAAAUUCUCUAAGGCUUUCCUUUGCGAAGGGUACCUGACCGAAGAAGAAGGGAGGUUGAGGCACUUCACUAUUCCCAGCCAUAGGGCCCGUCUCGGCAGACCAUUUUGCCCUUAAGAUAUAGGAUUGACAGUUGAGUUGAUAUCGGAUAAAGCGUCUUUUGCCUUGUUAAAUUUUUUCUCGCCUUCAAUUGUAAGCCAAUAAUUAUUAUUUUUACUGUAAAAUAAAACUGCUCUUUUUAUUUCAA
Molecule: messenger RNA, 1317 nt
Organism: Humulus lupulus (European hop)
Lineage: Eukaryota; Viridiplantae; Streptophyta; Magnoliopsida; Rosales; Cannabaceae
Product: glucuronoxylan 4-O-methyltransferase 1-like
Exons: 1
Coding region: 252-1187 (311 amino acids)
Biological process (GO): xylan biosynthetic process
Molecular function (GO): glucuronoxylan 4-O-methyltransferase activity
Source: RefSeq, a predicted model, not a curated record